AUGUUAUUACAAUGCAUAUUGUUAUAUUUAGCUCUGAUACACAGUGGUGAUUGUCAGGAGUAUGGCCCGAAGAUAUGUUUUCCUAACGACUUUGUAUUCGGCGUGGCGACGGCUUCGUACCAAAUAGAGGGAGCUUGGAACAUUUCAGGUAAAAGUGAAAGUAUCUGGGACCACUACACCCACGAGCAUCCAGACCGAGUAUUUGACCACACUAAUGGGGAUGUAGCUGAUGGCUCGUACUACAAAUUCAAAGAAGAUGUUCGGCUCAUGAAACUCCUUGGCGUCAGCAUGUACAGGUUCUCUAUAUCCUGGACAAGGAUACUACCUAACGGGUUAAGCAAUGAGGUGAAUGAAGAUGGUCUUAGAUAUUACCAGGAGCUGAUAGAUGAACUGCUUCAAAACAAGAUCGUCCCACUAGUAACGAUGUAUCAUUGGGAUCUACCCCAGAAUCUGCAGAAUCUAGGAGGGUGGACAAACCCUAUAAUGGCUGAUUACUUCGUUGAUUACGCUAGAAUCCUUCUCGAUAAUUUCUCGGACAAGGUUAAAAUUUGGCUGACAUUUAAUGAGCCCCUGUCGUUUUGCCAUGAUGGAUAUGGUGGAUACGACGCACCUGGCGGCAGAUCCAGUGGAUUUGAGGACUAUAUGUGUGGUCAUAAUGUCCUGAGAGCUCAUGGCAUGGUCUACCGCUUGUUCAAUGACGUUUAUCGGAAUUAUUCUAAAGGUCACAUGGGAAUAUCACUAAAUAUUCCAUGGAUGGAAGCAGCAAGCACUUCUACUGGAGACCAGAUUGCAGCAGAGACUGCUAGACAGUUUAAUUUUGGCUGGUUCGCCAACCCAAUCUUCUCUACAUCAGGCGACUAUCCUGCCGUGAUGAGAAAUAAAAUCGAUGUAAAUUCCGCAAGGCAAGGUUUCUCGCGCUCUCGUCUACCAAACUUCACGUCGCAGGAAGUGAAAAUGAUACAAGGCUCAUACGAUUUCAUGGGAGUCAACCAUUACACGACUUACUUGGCUCAGCUGGGGACGGGGAAAGUGCGAAUGGAACCAUCCUUUGAAGACGACAUGAACGCCUUUAUCUUCCAGAAUGAUAAUUGGCCGAAGUCGAAUUCUACGUGGCUCAGGGUAGUGCCUUGGGGCUUCAGAAGGGCAUUAAACUGGAUUAAAACUACGUAUAACAACCCUAUAAUAUUAGUAACAGAGAACGGCAUAUCAACCAAACCGGGUUUAAGUGAUGCCAAGCGGGUUCAGUACAUCGAUUCGUAUUUAAGGUCCCUUCACGCCGCUGUUACAAAGGAUCAUUGCAGAGUUAAGGCGUACAUAUAUUGGAGCUUAUUAGAUAAUUUUGAAUGGAUGAGAGGGUAUUCUGAACGUUUCGGUCUGUGUGAAGUGGACUAUAAGUCUGUUAACUUAACGAGGACUCCGCGGAAGUCUUUCUCUUACUACAAAAACGUAGCGGCCACUGGCUGUCUACCUGGCUUCUUAGGGCGAUACACGUACAGCAAAAUAUAA
Molecule: messenger RNA, 1506 nt
Organism: Arctia plantaginis
Lineage: Eukaryota; Metazoa; Arthropoda; Insecta; Lepidoptera; Erebidae
Source: the annotation of a GenBank genome assembly